AGAAAAAACAAAAUCUCCGGAGAGAUGGUAAUAAGUUGCCAGAUAUAUAAUUUUAUUCAAGAGAGCAAACGUUUUCGGUUAUCAACCUUUGUCAAGCUAAAGAAAAACAUGAGAAUAGCAAAAUAUAUAGCAUAUGGAAGGCUCAAAACAUGGUUCCCACAGAACAGAAUGCACCAAUAGGUGAGCAGAACAAAACGUAGUACCCAAUAGAAAGCUGGUAAAUAAAACAAAGCAUAAAACAAAGGAACAAUAGAACAAUGGAGGGAGGAAGCCUCCCUCCCUAAAAAAGCACUGAUGGGUGGGACAAAAUAAGUCAGAGCAAAACAUGGCAAAAUAAUAUAUAAAAAAGAAAAGGCUAAAAAAAUCAUAAUCAAAAUAAAAUAAAUAGAAAUAUAUAUAGAAAUGAUAUGAAAAAAAAAAACAUAAACAUCAGCAUAGUAUAUGGUAUAACAUAUUCAGUAAAUGGGCCUAUUAAUUUCUGAAAGAUUUAAAUGAUAUAUUAAGUCCAUUACGGGCAAGUGUUCCAAGCUUAUAUAUAAUACGUUCUUCAGUGUUUUUUCUCAUGUUAUCUGAUCCAUGGCACAAAGUCAGUCCGGUGAUUUGAAUGUCCUUGAGAGAGUGAUUAUUGGUAGAAAAGUGGGCGGCAACUGGAAGACCAGGUAGUUGGAGUUUGAUGGAUCGUAGAUGCUCAGUGAAGCGAUCACUCAUACGCCGUUUGGUUUCUCCAAUAUAUAAUAGUUGACAUUUAGUACAAAUAAUAGCGUAAACUAUAUUACAGGAAAUACAUGAAAAAGUGUCUUUUAUUCUGAAUGUACUAGCUGGUCCGUGGAUGAUAUCGGUUGAGUAAACAUGAGCACAUGUUUUACAUCGUGGUCGAUUACAAGCAGUAGUAAAUCCAAUAGGUGGUUGGAGGUUUACAAAAUGCCGGAAUUAAAGCAAUUAAAACAGGAAGUUUCAGAAAUAUUGGAGCCAUGUCUGCUGUAUCGUUAAGUACGAACUCUAUUAAGUACCUUCCACCGAGAUUUAUUAAUGCAAGUUUUUUAAUAAAGUUAGCAUUAUCGUCCAAUAAAUUGGUGCAUAUUGACUCUGAGGCAUUUUCUGAGUUGGGAAAGUUAACGUGGUUGGUAUUGGAUAAUAACUUAUUAAAAGAAAUUCCGGUCGCUCUUUAUAAUCUCGACAUAUCGAGUACUUUAAUCAUCAGUAUGAACUCAAUCGACUUCAGCUCACAUCCCAAUAGAAGCAUAAUUGCCCACUCGCCGAGAACAUUGAUUAUUGCAAAAAAUGAAAUACAAUCAAUUUCAAGAAAUCAUUUUUGUAGUUUAAAAUCCCUGGAAAGGAUAUUCAUUUACAUGAAUAAGAUAUCAUUUAUAGAAAAUGGAUCGUUCAAUGGAACCAGUCUCACGCAUUUAUAUAUAUAUGGAAAUAGUCUCCAUAAAAUCACAGGUGGAAUGUUCAAAGUAGGCACUGGUUCACUUCAAUAUCUAUACCUAUUUAAUAAUCCAAUUGAAAACAUCGACCAAGGCGCAUUGUCCAAUCUGGCUCCGAAUGCAACAGUGUAUCUUGAAUGUGGAAAUCUCGAAUACAUCCCGUCGAAGAUAGCAGGACACACAAAUGCAACGUGUGUCACAAAUAAAACAGUACUCACUUUCCCAGCCGGUUAUUAUUCAAUUCACUAUUUAUAUGGAAUGACGUGCGAUAGUAUAAUGUGCAAGCCUUGUGGACUUGGUUUAUACGGGCGGAUUUCAGGAUCAGGUUGUUACACUUGUCCAGCAGGGGGUUUUUAUCAAGACAAUCGUGGAUAUGUUAAAACUGGUAAUUUUAAAACCGACUGUAAACGGUGUAUAAAUGGAACAUUUUCACCUUAUCCGGGAGGUACUUCAAUAUUUGCUUGUCAGUCAUGCCCAUCGGGAACCAACACUGAUGUAAUGGCAGAACUUGAUGCAUGUCCAUGCUUAGACAACUUUUAUCGCACUUACCGCUACGGUGCAUGUAAGUCGUGCCCAGAAGGCGUUGACUGCACAGGUGGUUACCAGAAUUUGAGCAAGGGCUACGGGUGGUCGUGGAAUUUUAGACGUCGUCCGAAUCGUUUAGAUGAGUACAACCAAUUUAUUCAUAAUCUUACUACUUCCAAUUUCAAUCUCUCUGAACCUAAUAAUUUAAACGACACAGUGUACACAGGAAAUUUCCCAGUGGCCCAUAAGUGUCCACGAAGUGAGAGUUGCCUUGGUGGAAUUGAAGCAAAUUGCUUGGAAGGUUAUUCUGCUAAUGUUUGGUUAUGUGCUGAGUGUAGUGACCAUUAUUACGAAUUAUUCGACAAGUGUUACAAAUGUCAGGAUAAACAAAUAAUAGUAAUAGCUCUGAUAUUGUUAAUUUUUGUGCUCUUAUUUGUUUCGUACCUUGUGUGGAGACUGGAUAAAAGAAGAGGCGAGACAAUACGCAACGACUCUUUCGUGAUUCAUCUAAAAAUUGCCGUCAAUUUCUAUCAAGUGCUGGGCAUUCUGUCUGAAGUUAAUGAAAUACAUUGGCCAGAUUCGUUUCAAUCUGUUGGAGAGAGUGUCCAAUAUCUCGAUGUAAUACGUUAUGUCAAUAUUCUGAGCCCAAGGUGUAUUUUUCCUGGUGUUUGGAAUGCUUACACAUUUUUGUAUAUUGCCAUUGCAACACCAUUCACUAUUAUUGUGUCAACAUCUAUCAUCUUCCUCAUCUGGUACCUUUACAAAAGAAACAAAGAGGAUCACUCUGUGCAUCGCUUUACAGACACAUUCUUGUCGAUUACAAUGCUGUUGCUGUAUUUGACCUAUGCAAACACUUGCUCAAACAUAUUGGCGGUCGGACCGUGGUCAAUUCGUACGUUUAAUGUUACAGAGGAUGGUGAUGAAAAACGAGUGUUAACUUCUGACUACUCUAUCGAUAUCGAUGAAUCUAAUGGUUCAAAAUACGAGACUAACAAGAACAUCGUUUAUGGUUCGUUGGUGUAUGUUAUUGGUUUUCCACUUGCUAUUAUUCUGAUAUUGUACUGUAGAUACAAACGUCAUGGUGAACGAUCUGGUACCAUGGGAAUGAGGUUCUUCUGCAAGCAAUAUAGUCCCAAGUUUUGGUACUGGGAGGUAAUUGAUAUGUACAACAAGGCUAUACUCGCCCUCAUCGCUAACUUCAAGGACGACCAGCCCUCCAACAUGUCAUAUUCCCUCUUCAUUACAGUCAUCCUCAUAGCAUUGCAUUUGUAUCUUGAACCAUUAGGGAAGAAAUCUGAUCAGAGGUUCCAGUUGUUGACACUUGUCUUCAUUAUUGUCAACUUGUCGGUUGGCGCAAUUCUUGACAUGGAAGCGUCCGGAGGACACUCGGUGUACACCACAGAUAAAACAAUAUUAGUGCUCCAUGACAUCACACCCUACAUCCUUUUGCUGCUCAAUCUGUCAAUUCUGUUUGUAGUUUUUGUUGAUCUGCUUAAAAAAGUCAAGGAUAGCUUCUGGAGAAAAUCGGCUAGCUUACAGGAACUCAGAAAUGUUGCAAAUGACGUGGAUGAUUCGGAUGAACUUUCUCCACUAGUUCAAGAUUUCGACAGCUUAUCAACCUACAAUCCCACGAAUAAUAACUAGUAGUUGUAAAUGGCAUAUCAACGUUAUAAUCGUUUACCAUACAAUUUAGUAGAUAUAUUAUGGUAAUGGACUUAAUUUCAAUAGCAAAUGAUAAAAUACAGUGCAUUCUUUCUACGCGCUCUUUACCCAGUAUCAAGACAAGACAAAGAAUACUACAUAAAACAGGAACAGAGACAAAUAAGAAUUGUAAAAAUAGAUGAGAUUUAACUCUGGACCAAAGAUGAAGAUGAUUUUUUGAAAUUGAGUAGGUCGAUCCACAAUAAUAAACUAUAGAUAUACAUUAUACAUGUACACAGUCCCUAUUUGAUUUAAUAGCAAUAUCUUUUUUUUACGAUUUAAAACACGUGGUUAGGUACUGCGAGCAACUUCAUUUUUCUCUACAAAGUAAUGUUAUCAUAUCUCUCUUUUAACCUAAAACUCGAAGAAUCGGUUUUUACCCAAAACCACAAAGAACCGUUCUUAAAAAGUACGGUUCUUAAGAACGGGGUUUUCUCUUCUGUAGAAAAAGUCCAAUACACGUCAUUGUUUGUUGGAGCAAGUUUUGUCCAUGUAACAGUCGGAAUGUUCAGAACGUACUGUUUAUGGUUUUAAUCUCAAUAAUCAAUUAAUUUAGUAAAUAUACACUUGCGUGUCGUUUGUUGAUGACGAUUGACCUUGAUACGGGCAUGCGCAGCUAGAACUACGAAUUUGCUUAUUGAAAUUUGGGACAAUACAUUUCUAUAUAUUAUUUGGAUCAUGACUCUUAAAUUUGCUUUUAAAUUAUUUAUGGAUUUUCCUGUUAGAUUAGCAAUUGCGUUAGUUAAUUUUUGACAUCAUUCGAUAAGUAGGUAAUAGAAAUCUGACUCUCAGUGUAACAUUGCUCUUUAA
Molecule: messenger RNA, 4463 nt
Organism: Anneissia japonica
Lineage: Eukaryota; Metazoa; Echinodermata; Crinoidea; Comatulida; Comatulidae
Exons: 13
Coding region: 972-3596 (874 amino acids)
Cellular component (GO): extracellular matrix
Molecular function (GO): protein binding
Source: RefSeq, a predicted model, not a curated record